AUGGCGCUCUCCCGCUCUGCGUCGCCUGCGCCGUCGCGCGUGUCUGGGCGCAGCAUGUUCCGCCCCUCACUGCCCUCCGCGAGCUCGUUCUUCUCCGCGCGCUCAUCCUCUUCCUCCGCCCGCGCGACUUCCCCCUUCUCCUCCUCCGCCUACACUCACGCCGCUGCCGCCUCCAGCGCCGCCGCCCCCUCCGCACCCAUGGGUCCGCCGGCAUCCCUCAUGCCCCCCGCGGCCGCCCCCCGCCAUGCUUCUCCCGUGCGCUCUUUUUCCUCCUCCCACUCUGUUCCGACAACCCCCCGCCGAUCCAAUCUCCAGCAGCUGGCGCAACUUAUUGUCUCCCCCCAGCUUGCGCGCUCUCAGCAUCCCGUUCCGCCCGCGCCGCACCCCAUGACCCUCACCCCGUCCGCCAAUGUUGAUCCUUCCCGGUCGGGUUCCCCCCGUCCAAGUUCCCCUAUUCCCAGCUCCCCCCGGCACAGCUACCCCCAGCCUUCUUCCCCCAAUCCCGCUUCCGCUCAUCCCAGUUCUCCGCGCCAUAACUCCCCCUACGCGCUGCCCGCCUUUCCCGGAAGCGGAGGCUCCGUCUCGCGCCCAAGCUCCCCCGCCCCUGCGCGUCCGCCAGGCACUCCGCGGGCAUCCGCGUCUUCCGCCUCUAACACCGGCGCGAACUUCGUCGGCGGAGCGUUUGGCCCCACGCGGGGAGUGCCCGGAAUGAUCACAGUAGCCAGCGCCGUUCCGCCGCCCGCGCCCGCGAACGCCGGCGGAAGCGGAGGAGGCGGAGUCGGAGGAUCGUCCGCGACAGGGUAUGCUGCGCAGCCGUCCGUCCUAGCCGCGCCGCCGACGUAUGCCCGCUCCAACAGCCACAGCACGGGCCAGCGCGCCGCAGCAGGAGGAGGAGCGCAUGGGUUGCACUUUUACGGCGGCAGCGCCAACGUUGGCGGGGGCGGAAUCCCUUCGUCCCCAUCGUCUUCAUCCGCCGCCGCCCUGCGAUCCCGCGACCACCACCACCACCACCAGUACCCUUCCGCCUCCGCCGCCGCUCCCCCCGCGUCGCUCGCUUCCGCCACGCCCGCCAGCGCCGCUCCGCCAGCCAGAACGCACUCGCUUUCCUCGGCGCAGCGCCGGCUGCUGUCGUCCGUCGAUGCGCUGCUCGCAGCUGCCGCCGUGGCAGGCGGUGUGGGAAGCAUCAGCAACAACACGCCUGCCACGUCAUCAUCGUCAUCUUCUCGCGCGCCUGCUCGAGCGGAUGCCGCUCCGCCUUCCGCCGUCACCUCCCCGCCAUCCAAACCCGCGUCGCCUCCGCUGGCUCCGCUCCCAGCUAUUGCUCUUCCCCCCAUCCGCGUCCCCGCACGGCAAUCGGCGGCGCCGUCAGUCUCCGCGGCUUCCCCGCGCAGCGCGUCCGCUUCGCCUUCCGCCGCCUCCGCUCCGCCUCACACUCUCCGCGCGGUCUUUGGCUCGCCGAGUGGUUGCGGCGGCAGCAGCGCCAAUGCAAGCGCGCCGAGCGGCGACGAACGUGCGGCUGCUGCUGCUGGACACGUGGCGACCACGCCGCAAAGGAAGGAGGCGAAGCCCCCCGACCUGUACGUGCCGUACCACGCCGCGCCAGGAUCGUCUUUAUCGACCGCAGCGGCGGCGGCGGCGGCGGGGCCGGCAGCGCAGCCACAAGCACCCGCAGCUCCAGGCGCAACAAGCGGCGUGCUAUCCGAACCGGCAGGCUCGAAGGCAGCAGGCGCGCGAGGCAGUUCCGGCGGCGCAACAAACGCCGGACACGUCGGGAGCGCGUCGACCGGAGCCGCAGCAGCGGGAGCGGCGGCGGCGCCGGGAAGAGUCGACUCCGCAGCAAUGCCGGGAGGUGGAAGCAUAAGCAAGACGUGGAUAUUGGACUCCGCAGGCGGUUCGGGUUUGGGAGGCGGUCCGGCGGUGACGGCUAUGGCGGGGUCCAUGGGCAGUGCCACGUCAGCAGUGGCCGUUGGAGGGGUCGAGGAUCCGUUACCUAAUUGGGACCCUACUGACGACCGCCUUAGCAGCGUUGCUGGCAGCGACAAGGUCGUACCUGGGGGAGGUGCACCUGCAGAUAAGCGCAGCGCGGGAGGGGGAGGUACAGUCACGUGGGGAGGGGUGAUCGGCGGAGGCGGAAUGGUGGAUCGGCGGGAAGUGGCGCGGAAGUGGGUGGCGGGACAUGCGGCGGCCGGAGCGGAGCAGGUUAACGGCGGGAGCGGAAUAGGCGCAGGGGUUGACGGAGGGCUGGGCGGAAGCAGCGGCAUGGGCGGGGCGUAUGGGAACGCGUUCUACCGCAUGGGGCGCACGCGCGCGUGGGCGACGCGGCGCGCGGGAACGGCGGUGCUGCGACACGGCGCGCUGGUGUGCCUGCGGUGGGGGAAGGACAAGCUGCUGGCGGCCGUUGAGUCGAACGGACGCUGGGAGCUCGGCGCGGUGCCCCUGCCGCCGGUCGACACCUCCGCGCAGUCCGCGGAUGCCGCCACUGCGGGAGGCGCAGGCGCAAGCGCACGCGCCGCCGCGGGCGGGGGAACUGGCGGAACGGACAGCGCGGCGGGAACCAACGGUUCGUCGGCGUCAGCGUCGCCAGCGUCGUCUGCGUCGUCAGGGUCGUCGUGCGACGGCGUGCCUCUGGAGGGCGUGUUCGUGCUGAUGUGCUUCGGCGGCGGGCGCGUGGGGCUCCGCUCCGUCGCCGCGGACGGGCGCUGCCUCUCCGCCACCGCCACGCCGACCUCCGCGCACUACUUCGCGGGAUGGUGCUUCCAGGAAACCGAGGAGCUGGGCGGGGUGUUGGAGGGCGCGGUGCUGCUGAGCAGUGUGGUGCAUCCGGCAGCGGUGAUGCAGGUGCACGUGCAGGGCAUCUCCGCGCUCUCCCACCGCGCCUGGCGCCACACCCAGAACGAGGCCAGCGCCGCCAACCGCCUCCGCGGCCAGGUGCUGCAACUGAGGGACAGGGUGCGGCUACUAGAGGCAUCAGAGACAGUGGCAGCCAUGGCAGCAGCGGAUGCGGCAGCAAGGGAGGGCGGAUCCGGGGCAGGUGACACCGCGCUCAAGCUGCCUCUGGCGGAGGAGGAAGCGGAGGAGCGGCGGAGCCAGCAGCGCGCGGGGAAUGCGAGCAGAGAAAGGCGCAGGUGGCUCAGCGAGAUCACUGGGGGAGUCGCGGGCGGAGGCGGAGAGAUUGGCGCCAGUGGGGUGGCGUAUGGGGCUAAGGGGAGCGCGACAGCGCAGGCGCAGGCGCAGGCGCAGGCGGAAGCAGAGGCGGAGGCGGAGGCGCAGAGGGCGGAGCUGGUGGCUGUGAAGAGAGAGGCGGAAGAGCUGCGGACAAGGCUGCGCGGCAUGGAGGGCAAGGCAUCAGAGAGCAUGCUGGCAGCGCUGCAGCACAAGAUAGAGCGGCUGGAGCGCCUGCACGCGCACCCCACGGCGCCACCGUCCCCGCCGUCGCCACCCUUGCUGUCCUCAUCGUCGCCGCCGUUGCUGGCGUCUGGAGGGAACCCCCGACGCCUCGCCCGCGCUGCUUCCUCCUCCGCUGCUGCCGGAGCAUCAUCGUCAGCAUCAGCAGCAGCAGCUGCUGCAGCGGCCUUCCAUGGCUUGUCCUUUUCUCCGCCUCUGCACUCCCCGUCUCCGCCUCCCCUCUCCGCCAAUCAUCCUUCCGCCGCUGCCGGAUCGCCCCCUCCCCCUCUCUCCCUAUCCGGGGCCCCUUACCCCGCGUCUAGCGCCUCUUCCGCGCGCAGAGAGCUGGGGGGCUGGGGAGACGCGGGCGCGCGGAAGGAGAGGGAGCGGGAGAGAAGGCAGGCGUGGGAGCGAGAUCGCGAGGAGCGGAAGCGGCAGGAGGAGGCGGAACGAGAGAGCGCGCGGGAGGGCGCGCGGGAGAGGGCGCGCGAGAUGGAAAGGGAGCGGGAGCGCGAGCGCGAACGGGAGCGCGAGAGGGAGAGGGAGCGGGAGAGGGAGCGGGAGAGGGAGAGGGAGCGGGAGCGGGAGAGGGAGCGGGAGCGGGAGAGGGAGCGGGAGCAGGAUCGGGGGCGGCGGAUAGCGGAGCGGAUGCUCGAGAAGGAGCGGGAGCGGGAGAGGGAACGCGCGCGCAUGAUGCGGAGGCUGAAGAGUCCGCAGGAGGCGGCGGCAGCAGAGGCGGCCGCGGAGGAGAUGCGCGUGCGGGUGCACCAGGGGAGCGACAACCUUGGGCUUGACGCGUUCUGCCGCAUGCACAGCCAGGGGAGUCUGCCGGGCAGCCUGAGAGAGAGCCUGGCGGGGAGCGUGCAUGGGAGCCUGCAUGGGAGCUUGAGGGGGAGCUUGAGAGAGGGGUUGCAAGGGAGGAGGAAUGGUGGUGGUGGUGAGGAGGGUGGGGUGAGGAGGUCUGGGGAGGGAACGGGGGUGGGUGGUGGUGCUAGUAGCGGGGUUUGGUGGGGGGGAGGACGAGGAGGGGAGGGUGGGGACAGGGUGGAGGGAGGAAAACACGGUGGUGGUGGUGGCUGCAGCAGCAGCAGCCGGCUUGUGAGACAGGCGUCAGCAGGAGCAGCAAUGGGCGGAAGAGGAGGAGGAGGAGAAUCGGGAGCUAGAAGCAGUGUGGAGGAGAGCCAGGGCGGCUUGAGCGCUCUGUUCGAGCCUGUGCUUCAAAAGAGGUCCGAGAGCUCGUGUGAUGGGGAGGAGUGUGACUCUAUGGGGCGGGUGCGGGGUGGAAAGGACGGGAGCAGCCUGCAGCUAACAGAGAGAGUGUAA
This is a messenger RNA of Closterium sp. Yama58-4, 4707 nucleotides long. Lineage: Eukaryota; Viridiplantae; Streptophyta; Zygnematophyceae; Desmidiales; Closteriaceae. The record is from the annotation of a GenBank genome assembly.